Molecule: messenger RNA, 1391 nt
Organism: Hydra vulgaris (swiftwater hydra)
Lineage: Eukaryota; Metazoa; Cnidaria; Hydrozoa; Anthoathecata; Hydridae
Product: calcium/calmodulin-dependent protein kinase type 1D
Biological process (GO): protein phosphorylation
Molecular function (GO): calmodulin binding; ATP binding; calcium/calmodulin-dependent protein kinase activity
Source: RefSeq, a predicted model, not a curated record
GGAAUGUAAUUAUUGCUUUGACUUAAUUAGCUGUUUUAUGUCAACACGAGUCUUUUAAGCAUUAAGCCUUUUUUUCAAUGUUUGUAAUUUUAUUGAUGAAGUGACUUUGAUAAAUCAAGAUGUCUCAAAUUUUAUCAUUUUUUCGCAAAGAAAAAGGGUUACCUUUGUUUGGUGAAAAAAAGUAUGGCCAAAAGAUUUCCAAAAAGUAUAAAUUGUCUGACAUACUUGGCAGAGGUGGUUUUUCAAUUGUAUACCACGGAGAAAAUAUUGUAACAAAUGAACAUUAUGCAGUCAAAAGUAUUGAAAAAAAGAAGCUUGUUGGACCUGAUAUUUCAAAUUUAGAAAAUGAGAUUUCUAUACUAAAAAAAAUCAAUCAUGCCCAUAUAGUAAACUUAAUUGAAGUUAUUGACAACCAUCGUUUUAUCUAUAUAGUUAUGGAAUUGGUGACUGGCGGAGAACUCUUUGAUAGGAUUGUUGAAAGAGGAAGCUAUACUGAAGCUGAUGCAUCUCAUCUUGUAAAACAGAUUUUAAAUGCUGUUAGUUAUUUACAUGAAAGAAGUAUUAUGCACAGGGAUAUAAAGCCUGAGAAUUUACUUUAUUACGACAAAAAGGAAAACUCUAAAAUAAUGUUAACAGACUUUGGACUAGCAAAAAUUGAAGACAAUGUAGUUCAAAAAACAGCUUGUGGAACCCCAGGAUAUGUGGCACCAGAAGUUUUAUUGCUAAAAAGCUAUGGUCGACCUGUAGAUUGCUGGUCUGUCGGAGUAGUUACUUAUAUUCUUCUCUGUGGUUAUCCUCCUUUCAAUGAUGUAGAUCAACAGGGUUACUCACAAAUAAUAGAAGCAAAUUAUGAGUUUGAUGAGCCAUACUGGGAUGACAUCUCUGAUUGUGGAAAACUAUUUGUUUCUGGCUUAAUGGAACUAAACCCUCAAAAAAGGUUGACUUGCAACGAAGCACUUUCUCAUAAAUGGAUAAACGGACAGUUUGAUGGCCAUAAAAAUAUUCACCAAACUGUUUCUACUCAACUCAAAAAACACUUCAAUGCUAAAGCAAAGUGGAAGCAAGCACUGAAUGCAACAACAGCAAUACGGCGAAUGAAAAAUAUAUAAAUUUAUCGACAGUAACAAAACAUAACGACACUAAAAUGAAAAAACAUGAAUAAUUGCAACUUGUUAAAUUUUAUGUGAAAAAGUUAUUCGUUCUAAAAACGUUGACUACAUAAGAUGAAAAGCUAUAUAAAUAUUUGAAAGUUCAUAUGAAGAAUAGUUAUAUGAUAAAAAAAGUUAUAAAAGGAGAUCAAUAAUUUAUUUAAACUGAUUGGACAAUAAUACAACUUUUGCCUCUAUUGACGAAAUGAAUUCGUUUUUUAUAUUAACCUAAUUUAUGUUGUU